CUGUUACGGUAAGUGCGCUGAAUUCUUCACCACCGCUACCUUCACUUCUACACAAACUUAGAAACAAGGUGUAUAAAUUCCCAAGCCUUUCAGUUCAUAAUCAGAGCUCCAGUCUAUCUGUAGGAUUGCCGUUAUCGUUCAUCUAUAACAGUCAGUCCAAUUUCCAGAAAAAAAUCUGAGUGUCAGUGUGACUUCCAGUUUCCGUGCAUUUCUUAUCCCGAGCUUGCCUGCAGCUUGAAGUUUGUGCUGAUUUUUUUCCUAGCUUGGAGGUUGGGGCAGUUUUCGAGUUCAAAUCUUCAAGAUCCAUUGUACUAAGUGAUGGGAUUUGUGCGCAUCAUGGGCCCUGCGUGUUGGCAAUUGGUUUUGUUGACGAUGUUCAUACUGGCGGGAAGUGCUGUCCAAGCAGCUGAUUCAGAUCAACUCCAAGAUUUCUGUGUUGCAGACCUUAGUCAGAAAAAGUUUACGAAUGGGUACCUCUGCAAGGAUCCGGCAACAGCGAAGACAGAAGAUUUCAUGUACAAAGGCCUGAAGGAUGCCAGCAUCAUCACUUCUGAAAAUCCCUGGGGUGCUUCGGCAAGACUAGCCUUCGCCCGUCAUUGGCCAGCUUUGAACACGCUUGGAGUUGCUAUGGCUCGCCUUGAUCUCAUGCCAGGUGGUGUCAUUGCGCCUCACACUCACAACCUGGCCACUGAGGUUGUGUUCGUUACAUCCGGAGAGAUAUACAUCGGAUUCGUGGCCAACAGUGACGAUGCGAAUGCUCCCAACAAGCUGUUCGCUGGGAUGCUCAAGACCGGCGAGGCGUUCGUUAUCCCCAGAGGCUUGGUGCACUUCCAGAUGAACAAAGGAACUGUCAAUGCUUCCACCAUCAACUUCUUGAAUUCUCAAAAUCCAGGAAUCUCAUUUCUCCCUCUCACUCUGUUUGGAGCACAGCCAGCUGUGGAUCCGGCCUUGCUGGCCAGGUCUUUCGCAGUCAACGAAACCUCAAUCUCUCCUCUGGAAACUUUCUGGUCGCAAUUCACCAAUGCUUUCCUCUGAGCCUUAGAAGCUCAUAGGGACUCCGUAGACUGGCUAGACAGUGCUUGUACGCAUAUAUGAUGUGAUAGUCAGAGGUCCACAUUGAUAGAAAUAUCAACAAUAGCUUGUAAUUUCCAGACCUUACUCUUUGUCCACAUAUGGCUGAGAAGAAGGCAGCAGUAGAGAUUCUGAUACGAUAAAUACAUAUGAAAUGAGGACAGGUGAACUAUCAGGAGAAAAAUGGCUAAAUUGACUUCUUUAUGGAAUUCACAUCAAGCAGUAAUGGCCUUGUUUAGAAACGUAGAAGGUAAUAAAUCAGCUGCAGCCAUACCUUCGAACUACAUAUUCUACGUCUAUGUAUUUCACAAUCUAAACACCUUAACAACAUCGGCUUGAACUCGGGAGUCAUUAUCUUCUCUGGCGAACUUCAAAGGGCAUCCAACUAAUGAUCGAUAAUUUCACAAAUGAGUGAGAACUCGGCCGCAAUCUGACUCUGUAAAUUCUAAUUCCUUCUAAUAUUGCUUAAGUUCAUGCUUCUGAAAGGGUAUAACUAGAGACACACGAAGCCUCUUGAGUCAACAUCAGGGCUGUUUCUUGUCAAAAUUGCGACUUUAUAUAGAUUUGGUA
This is a messenger RNA of Marchantia polymorpha subsp. ruderalis, 1641 nucleotides long. The record is from the annotation of a GenBank genome assembly. NCBI's taxonomy places the organism in Eukaryota, Viridiplantae, Streptophyta, Marchantiopsida, Marchantiales, Marchantiaceae.